AAGGGGAGAAAAGAAGACAGAGUGUACUGAAGCAUCAAGGAACUCGAGAGGGAAGGUAGACGUAAGUGAAGAGGGGAGGGUGAGGUGGGGGCCCAAUGGGCAGCACGCGUUUCCCCGGUGGGGCUUUGCCCGCCUGGACAGCUGCCACCGGUAACUCCAGUCCUUGGUGGCCUUCGGCCGGCAGCCCCACGGCGGCCCCCAACGCUAGCUUGGACAUCUCGGGGGGCGACAGUCGCAACGAGGAGCUGGCCAAGCUGGAGAUCACCGUGCUGGCUGCGACUUUCGUGGUGGCCGUACUGGGUAACGGCAGUGUCCUUCUGGCCCUGCACCGCACCCAGCGCAAGACGUCUCGGAUGCACCUCUUCAUCCGCCACCUCAGCCUCGCCGACCUGGCGGUCGCCUUCUUCCAGGUGCUGCCCCAGCUGUGCUGGGACAUCACCUACCGCUUCCGCGGUCCGGACGGCCUGUGCCGCGUCGUCAAGCAUCUGCAAGUCUUCGCCAUGUUCGCCUCGGCGUACAUGCUGGUGGUGAUGACCGCCGACCGCUACAUCGCGGUGUGCCACCCGCUCAAGACUCUGCAGCAACCUGCCCGGCGCUCUCGGGUCAUGAUCGCCGCCGCCUGGGCGCUGAGCUUCGUGCUCAGCACGCCCCAGUACUUCAUCUUCUCCAUGAUCGAGGUCAACAACGUCACCAAGGCCCGCGACUGCUGGGCCAACUUCAUCCAGCCCUGGGGGCUCCGCGCCUACGUGACCUGGAUGACCGGCGGCAUCUUCGUGGCCCCGGUCAUCAUCCUGGGCACCUGCUACGGCUUCAUCUGCUAUCACAUCUGGCGGAAUAUCCGCGGCAAGACGUGCACGGUGAAAAGCAAGGAAGAGGAGGAAGCGGCCGCCGGCGCCUUGCGCAAGGGCCUUUUGUUGGCCCCCUGUGUCAGCAGUAUCAAAUCCAUUUCUCGGGCCAAGAUACGCACGGUGAAGAUGACGUUCGUGAUCGUGACAGCCUACAUCGUGUGUUGGGCGCCCUUCUUCGUGGUCCAGAUGUGGUCUGUCUGGGACCAGCAGUCCUCUUGGACCGAUUCUGAAAACCCUGCCAUCACCAUCACUGCUUUACUGGGCUCCCUAAACAGCUGCUGCAACCCCUGGAUUUACAUGUUUUUCAGCGGCCAUCUUCUACAAGACUGUGUACAGAGUUUCCCCUGCUGUCGAAAAACGAAGCAACCAUUGAGCAAAGAAGAUUCUGACAGUAUGAGCAGAAGGCAGACUUCAUUCACUAACAACCGAAGUCCCACAAAUAGCACCGACACCUGGAAAGACUCCCCUAAGUCAUCCAAGUCCAUCAGGUUCAUUCCUGUUUCAACCUGACUCCUUUAUGCAGUGAGAGUUUUUUGAGUGACAGUGGAAAACUUUAGGUGGGUGAAGCUAGGCGUCAUUGGAGCAUAAGAAAUGUUUGAAAUACAUUAAGUGUACGGUACUGUAUUUCUAGAGAGCUUCUCUCGCUGAUGUGAACAAAAGCUGUAAAUAAUUUUGUAGGUACUGUUAUCAAAAACUCUAUUUGCUGAAAUAUGGGAAAGUGAUUCUGUCCUGGCAGAAUUGAAGUUAUUUUUCUUUUUUUCUUUUUUUGAAGUUAUUUUUCUAAAGGAAAAAAAAUCAUAGUAAAAUACCUCCCUUCAUCCAUUCCUCCCUUCCCCCUCCCCAUUGCUCUUGGACUUACUCUUUUCUAUUUGUUCCCAAAGUAACUAAUGCAUGGUCAGUUUAAUAUAAUAUUCAUUUAAUUUAGAGGCACCAUUUUUGAUUAAUAACAAGCCCCCCACCCCUGAAAGGAACUAGAAAAGGAUCCACAGGAAUCAGUGCUUCAGGCAACUGAGAAUGUCCUCUCUGUUGGCACAGGAGUAAGUUGAAGACAGAUAUCCUAGGUCCCUCCUAUCAGCCUUAUGCAAAAAUGGAGAAGGUUUCUUUUUAACUGCCUUUGGACAUGGGACCACCACUAUGCAACUUGGGAUCAGGAACUAUGGAGCUAUGGACAGCUGAAGCCCUACACCAGGGAAUAAAGCUUACUAUAUUAACAUAUUUCAGACACUUCCCCCAGUAGAAAUGGAAAAUGAUGGCUGUCUUGUGGUGUUUUCAUAUAUAAAGAAAUUCCUAAAACUGUUAAAAAAAAAGAGUAGAGAUUUAGAGUGGGAAAGGAUUUCAGAAGUCAUGGAGUCCAACACCCAGCUUCUUUUCUUUCUAAACAGAUAAGCAAAAUGUGACCAAGAAACAUUAAGAGACUUGUCCAAAAUCACAGAGACACUAAGUGGCAAAAACCAGGAAUAUUUGAACCUCAGACCACACAUCAAGCACUCUUUUUUUUGUGCACGAAACAGAAACGAAGAGAUUUCUGUAACAUAUGGGAAGCUGAUACUUUUGGCCUUUGCUUCUUUCGAAUAGUAAGUUUCAAAGUUUUCAAAAGAAUGACACAGAAUAUGGAUUUAUUCCCCUGAUACUGAAAUUGCCUUGGCCUUUGCUUUCGGCCCCAGACCCCUCUUGCCACUUGGCAUUUGGUGUACUCAGAGCCGCACUGUUUAUUUUUAAUCUACUAAUAUGGAUGGUUUAGUGUCUGGGCUAUCGAAAUUCUCAAAUGCAAAUAUAGCUCUGCUGAUUCGUUGGAAAAAUGUUUCCAAUGGGCAAGAAAAUGAUUCAUUUUGAAGCAAAGUCUUCUGGCUUAAGGUAAGAAAUGCUUACUUUUGGAGACAGGUGAAUUAAAGGCCUAAACCAUCCAUUUAGUUGAUUUCUGAACAAAGGCAAAUUAUAAUUUGGCUUUUUCUGUUUACAUAGCAUCUAUAAUUAGGGGAGCUCAGUGUGCUUUUCAGCCCAUUAUGUUUGCCUCCUACCUUCCUCAUGGAAAUGAUGCCAGGGCAAUAUAAGCUUUUCUUGAACUAAAUUCCACCCUAUAAUAACAAAGUGAUCAGGGAUCUUCCAGUGUGGACUGCAUUUUAACACAUUUACACAUGUAGAUGCAAUACAUUCCCUUCCCCUAAACAAGACAACCUAAUUUGGAUCCUGCCUUCCAGAAAUAUGAAAGAAAUAAAAGACAUAGGUCAAUUUAUGCAGUAUAGUUCUACUUUUCUCAUGAAGCAACAUGAUAUAAUGGGAAAGUGCUAGACUAAAUGUCUGGAGAUCCCAGUUUUAGUUCUGGACAAGUCAUCAAGCUCUCUGGUCCUAAGGUUCUUCAAUCUCUAAAGUACUGCCUGGCUGCUCCAUAAUUGUGUGCCACGAUAAUAACAACUCACAGCUAUGUAGUGCUGAGAGGUUUAAAAGCAUUUUCUUCACAGCUCUCCUUCUGAGGUCAGUAAUGCAGGUAUGUUCAUCCUCCGUGUGUGUGUGUGUGUGUGUGUGUGUGUGUGUGCACACGCGCGCGUGCCUAUUCAAACAAGAUAGACAGAAUAUAGAAAGCAGAAUAUUAUCACCUAGAGGACUACAAAAGUCUUAUUGCAGAUUUAAACCAUUAAAGCUUGAAGCCAUUAGACUAUUAAAGUUUAUAAUAGGCUUAAAACUGCACUAAAAUUUUAGGGACACCCUACAUUAGCUAUUUUCAAAAAAAAAAAA
Molecule: messenger RNA, 3581 nt
Organism: Phascolarctos cinereus (koala)
Lineage: Eukaryota; Metazoa; Chordata; Mammalia; Diprotodontia; Phascolarctidae
Gene: AVPR1A
Product: arginine vasopressin receptor 1A
Biological process (GO): positive regulation of vasoconstriction; regulation of systemic arterial blood pressure by vasopressin; G protein-coupled receptor signaling pathway
Cellular component (GO): plasma membrane
Molecular function (GO): peptide binding; vasopressin receptor activity
Source: RefSeq, a predicted model, not a curated record